Messenger RNA from Scaptodrosophila lebanonensis, 7817 nucleotides. RefSeq names its product fatty acid synthase (gene FASN2). Gene Ontology annotation, biological process: fatty acid biosynthetic process. Gene Ontology annotation, molecular function: phosphopantetheine binding; oxidoreductase activity; 3-oxoacyl-[acyl-carrier-protein] synthase activity. The record is from RefSeq and is a predicted model, not a curated record. The transcript has 6 exons. Lineage: Eukaryota; Metazoa; Arthropoda; Insecta; Diptera; Drosophilidae. The coding region runs from base 316 to 7542 and encodes 2408 amino acids.
AGUAUUGGCAAAAAUGUUUAUGCAUUUCGACUUGGCGAGCUUGGCGACUGUCAAUGAACACAGUCCCCCCCAAACCGAGUCCAUAAAAAGAGUUGGAAAUGUGCGCGACGUGUUCAGUGUGUGUUUCGGAACAAGUCGAGGCGAUACGCGCUCAACAAGGAUACAGGAGACUACACCAACACGAUCAGUCCGCAGAUAUCGAAACGAAUCAAGUGUGAACAAAGGAUACAGCCAAUCGACCAGCAUAAACUAAUUAAAAAAGUGAAAUACUCGCGUUAGAUCUCCGGCACACCGAACCGAACCACAGAACACAAAAUGCCGGAUAAGAAGAAAUCACAUCUGAAAAAUGCAUCAAACGAACAGGAUAUUGGUGACAUAGUGAUAUCGGGCCUAUCAGGUAAGCUGCCAGAGAGUAGUAAUAUAGCGGAAUUCAGGCAUAAUUUGCUGAAUGGCAUCGACAUGGUUACAAACGACCCGCGACGCUGGGAGGCAGGGAUCUAUGGGCUACCCGAGCGUAUGGCCAAAAUGAAAGACGAAGAUUUAGAAAAAUUUGACGAUAAAUUCUUCAGCGUUCAUCAAAAGCAGGCAGAGCUCAUGGAUCCUUGCAUGCGUAUGCUACUUGAGCUGACACAUGAGGCCAUCAUUGAUGCGGGCAUUAACCCAGUGGAGUUGCGUGGAAGCCGCACCGGUGUCUACAUUGGACUGUCCUUUGUAGAGACAGAACACGAGAUACCCAACAUGGAGCCGAGCAGCAUAAACGGCUAUUGCCUCACGGGAUGUGCCCGCGCUAUGUUCGCCAAUCGCAUCUCGUACACAUUCGACUUCAAGGGCCCCAGCUUUAUAGUAGAUACAGCCUGCUCCAGUUCGUUGGUGGCCCUGGCGCACGCCUACGACGAUAUGCGCUCCGGUCGUUGCGACUACGCCGUAGUGGCGGGCGUAAAUCUCAUAUUGAAACCAAUAUUUGCUCUACAGUUUCUGCGCCUGGGCAUUGUCAGUCAGGAUGGCGCAUGCAAGACAUUCGAUGCAGCUGCCAAUGGUUAUGCGCGCGCGGACACAUGUGCCGUGGUGUUACUUCAACGGAGUGAGCACGCGAAGCGUGUCUAUGCCACACUUCUCAAUGUGCGGACCAAUACUGAUGGGUUCAAGGAGCAGGGGGUAACCUUUCCCGAUGGUCGCAUGCAGCUGCAGCUGUUAAAAGAAACCUACAGUGAAAUUGGUCUUAGUCCCGAUGAGGUAGUCUAUGUGGAAGCACAUGGAAGCGGAACACCGGUGGGUGACGAUCAGGAGGCCAAUAUGCUCAGCAAUUUUUUCUGUCAUAGUAAGCGCCAGUCGCCGCUUCUUAUUGGAUCAGUAAAGUCUAACAUGGGGCAUGCGGAACCUGCGUCAGGUGUGAGUGCACUUGCCAAGAUGAUCAUCGCCAUGGAGGAGGGCGUGAUACCCAGCAACUUGCAUUACAAAACGCCGAACCCAGCUGUGCCUGCUCUAGUGCAGGGCCGUCUUAAGGUGGUUAGCCGUAACACGCCUUGGCAAGGUGGCAUUGUGGGGCUGAACUCAUUUGGUUUCGGUGGUGCAAAUGCCCAUGUUAUCCUAAAGUCGCACGGAAAACGCAAAACGCCUCGAAAAGUAAACGAUUCUGAAGGCCUUAAGCUGGUGGUGUGUUCCGGACGCACUACAGAGGCGGUGCAAAUGUUGCUAGAUGCAGCAUCGUCGCAUUGUCGGGACGACGAGUUCUUAGCCCUCAUAAACGAUAUACACUCAACAUCCAUCCCAUUGCAUCCGUACCGUGGCUACGCCGUUCUAAGCUCUUCUGGUGCCGUGAAGCAAGAAGUACUCGUAUAUGAAGAGGAGCCACGCCCAAUUUGGUUUGUGUACGCAGGGAUGGGUAGCCAAUGGGCAAGCAUGGCUCGCGAGAUGAUGGGAAUACAAGUUUUCCACAAGUCCAUUACGUAUUGUGCUGAGGUGUUGGCCAAAAUGGACUUUGAUCUCAUUUCCGUUCUUAUGAAUUCCACCGAACGCACCUUCGACAACAUGCUCUAUUCCUUUGUGUCCAUUUCAGCUGUGCAGGUGGCGUUGACAGACUUGCUUAGGACUUUAAAAAUCCAGCCAGAUGGCAUUAUUGGGCACUCGGCGGGGGAGUUGGCAGCCGCUUACAUGGAUGGGUGUUUGACGGCAGAGCAAACUGUUCUAGCUGCCUACUGGCGAGGAAAGAGCGUUCUGGAGACGCCAGGAUUACCCAAAGGAAAGAUGGCAGCGGUGGGUCUAAGUUGGGAUAAGAUCAGCGAUCACCUGCCCCCGGACUGCUACCCCGUGUGUCACAAUAGCGACGACAAUUGUACAGUGUCGGGUCCGCUGGACUCGAUGGAUGAGGCCAUAACUAGACUGGAGGCCGAAGGCGUGUUCGUGCGUGCUGUUGGAUCUGGUGGCUAUGCGUUUCACAGCAGGUAUAUUGAAGCUGCGGCGCCUAUGCUGCGUAAAAAUCUGGAGCGUCUCAUAACGAAACCCAAGCCACGUUCGGAGAGGUGGCUAAGUACCAGUGUGCCUGAGGAACAAUGGGAUACACCCGAUUGUCGCAUGGCAUCGGCUGCAUACUUUAUCAACAACCUGAUCUCCCCAGUGCUAUUUAAUGAGGCCAUAAGGCACAUACCCAAGAACGCAAUUGUAUUAGAAAUUGCUCCUCAUGGACUUUUCCGAGCUAUUCUGCGAACGCUGGGCCCACAGGUCAACUAUGUAAGUCUAAUGGAGCGUCGGCACCCGAAUAACGCCGAGUUUUUGCUGAGCAAUUUAGGAAAGCUCUAUGCUGCGGGUGCUCAGCCUCAAGUCUUAAAUCUAGAACGGCCCAUCAGCUAUCCAGUGUCGCGCGGAACCCCCAUGCUUAAUUCUAUUAUCGGAUGGGACCACACACAAAAGUGGAGCUAUCCAAAGUUCAAAGGCGGACGUCAAGCGGGUCAGUUGAGCAUUGAACUCGAUUUAACUAAGGAAGAGCAUGCAUAUCUGAGCGGGCACACUGUCGAUGGACGUAUACUUUUCCCAGCCACCGGAUACAUGACUCUGGCCUGGAUGAUGUUUGCGCAGCAACAGGGCAACGAUUUUUUGCGUACCCCCGUUAUAUUCGAGGAUGUGGUCUUCCAUCGGGCCACCAUUUUGAACACAACGGGACCAGCGGUCAAGUUAACGCUCAACUACUUCCAGGGGAAUGGAAGCUUCGAGAUAUGUGAGGGAAACAGCUUAGUAGUCUCAGGAAAACUAAAACAGGCUGAAAAUAUUUCCCAAGAAGAGCUCCAACUAAGUGCUUUACCUGGCUGUACCGGGGGUGUUAAAUUGUGCACCAAAGAUAUCUACAAGGAGUUGCGAUUGCGCGGCUACGACUACAAUGGUAUCUUCCAAGGUAUUGUCGACGCAGAUACGGCAGCUGUCAAAGGUCACUUGCAAUGGGUAGAUAAUUGGAUAAGCUUCAUGGACACUAUGCUGCAGUUUCGCAUACUCAGUAAUAAUAUUCGUGAACUAUAUGUGCCUACGGGCAUCGAGCGUGCUGUUAUCAAUCCCCAGAAACAUUUGGAGCUUGUUAGGCAACAUGCGAAGGGAAAGGAUGGCAGCUCUGUACUCCCUGUUUACUGGUAUCGUAACAUCUCAGUAGUUAAAUGUGGAGGCAUCGAAAUACAUAAGAUGAAAACGGCACAAACGCAAAGGCGUACCGGCACCCAAGCAGAACCGACCUUGGAACGCUAUAGCUUUGUGCCUCUAGUUAAUCAAUUUGGUAUACAUGAAGAUCAACAGCGUUCCAAAAGCACUGCUCUAACAGUUGCCAUGCAGCUGAUAAUAGAGAAUACUGGCGGUGCUUUGAAGCUGAAAGGCAUAGAAAUUGCUGGAGCACGUAGUCUAGACAGCCUCAAUGCAGCCAAGCUUUUGCAGUUGAUUGAGAAUGAACCCAUCCUUGUAGGUGACGUUGCGGUUGCCACCAACAGCGGGAAUGAAGCAGAGCUUGGUGCAUUCCUGGCAGAAAAGGGGGUUCGUAUCGUAGCGAACGAUAUAGCCAACGCUGCUGUGGAGCAGAACUGCCACUUUUUGCACUCCGUUGAUCUGCUCAGCCGCCAAAGGGACCCUGAAAAAUGCCUGGAAAACAGCAUUGCCACAAUAAAGCCAGAUGGCGGCUUUCUUCUACUCGAGGAGAGUGCCAGCUUCUAUAAUUCUACAGGGUUGAAUCUAAUUCGAAAAAAGGGGCUUAUAGCCGUGCUGGAGCAAAGCUAUGGCAGUGAUCGUGUUCUCGUAUUAGCUCGAAAGGCGCAAAACAGUAAAGACCGACAGGCCACAAUUGUCAACAUUGCCAGCGCUAACUUUAAAUGGGUCACAGAGUUGAAGAGUGCAUUGGUCAAGGCGCUCGCCGAUCAACGGAUCGUCUAUAUUAUCUCUCAGGGUGAGCCGAACUCAGGAGCCUUGGGCCUCAUGAAUUGCCUGCGCCGUGAGCCAGGCGGUAACCUCUUGCGUCUUUACCACCUUCAAGACGAAGGAUUGCCCAGCUUUUCAGUCAACUCCGAGUUCUACAAAGAGCAGCUCUCCAAGGAUUUGACAUUCAAUGUCUUUAAAAAUGGGCAAUGGGGCACUUAUCGACACCUACCACUCGAUCCACAACAAGUGCUGUUGCCCGUUAAGCAAGCCUAUGUGAAUACACUGGUCAAAGGAGAUCUUUCCUCACUUAAAUGGAUAGAGAGCCCAUGUACGUCCGUAGACAGCUCGAAAUACGAAGCUUGCACGGUUUACUAUGCUCCUCUUAACUUUCGCGAUGUGAUGCUGGCAUCUGGCAAGCUGGGCGUGGACGCAUUACCUGGUGACUUGGCCUAUCAGGAUUGUGUGCUGGGUCUGGAGUUUGCCGGUCGUGACUCAAAAGGACGUAGAAUAAUGGCCAUGGUUCCGGCCAAGUCUUUGGCCACCGAUUGCUUUGCCAAUAAAUGCUUAAUGUGGGGCAUACCAGAUAGCUGGAGCAUGGAGCAGGCCGCAACAGUCCCUUGUGUCUAUGCCACAGUUUACUAUGCUCUUGUUGUGCGCGGCCAGAUGAAAAAGGGCGAACGUAUUCUUAUUCACGCUGGCUCUGGCGGCGUGGGGCAAGCAGCCAUCUCGGUAGCCUUGCAUCACGGUCUAACCGUCUUCACAACCGUAGGUAGCCAGGAAAAGCGUGAAUUUCUGCUGAAGCGCUUCCCCAAGUUGCAGGCGCGCAACAUUGGCAACUCACGUGACACAUCCUUCGAGCAGUUGAUUCUCAACGAGACGAAUGGUGAAGGUGUGGAGCUGGUCCUGAACUCAUUAGCCGAGGAGAAACUGCAAGCUUCUGUUCGCUGUCUCGGCAUCAACGGUCGCUUUCUUGAGAUUGGAAAGUUUGAUUUAAGCAACAACAAUCCGCUUGGAAUGUCGGUCUUCUUAAAAAAUACUUCUUUUCACGGUAUCCUGCUCGACAGCGUAAUGGAGGGCGAAGAAAAUAUACAAAAACAAGUUGCUACUCUGGUGGCUGACGGCAUCAAGCACGGUGCUGUAGUACCAUUGCCCACAACUGUGUACUCGGAUCAUGAGAUAGAAAAGGCCUUUCGCUUUAUGGCCUCUGGAAAACAUAUAGGCAAAGUGGUCAUCAAGGUUCGCAACGAAGAGCAACAGGACGCGCUGCCCAAAACACGUUUAAUCAAUGCCAUACCGCGCACGUACAUGCAUCCAGAAAAGAGCUACAUACUAGUCGGAGGUCUCGGUGGCUUUGGUUUGGAGCUGGCCAACUGGCUAGUCUCGCGUGGUGCUCGCUAUUUAGUACUUACCUCUCGUUCGGGUGUCCAUACCGGUUACCAAGCUCUUAUGAUUCGUCGUUGGCAGGAGCGUGGCGUAAAGGUGGUCGUUGACACUAAUGACGUGACGACGGCAACGGGAGCCAAGAAGCUGUUGGAAACCAGCAAUAAAUUGGCAUUGGUGGGCGGCAUUUUCAACCUGGCUGCUGUACUGCGGGACGCACUCUUCGAAAAGCAAACUCCUGCGGAUUUCGAGCUGGUUACGGCAUCGAAACAGCGCGCUACCCAACACCUUGACCAAUGCUCACGAAGCAUGUGCACGGCACUAGACUACUUCGUUUGUUUUUCUUCUUUAUCCUGUGGUCGCGGUAACGCUGGACAAACUAACUAUGGUCUGGCCAAUUCCGCCAUGGAACGCAUAUGCGAGCAGCGACAAGCCGAAGGCUAUCCUGGCACGGCCAUACAGUGGGGCGCUAUUGGUGACACAGGCCUUAUUAUUGAGCACAUGGGCAAUAACGACACUGUAGUCGGCGGCACACUACCUCAGCGCAUGCGUUCAUGCCUCGAAACUAUAGAUUUUUUCCUGCAACAGCCACAUCCGGUGUUGGCCUCCAUGGUCGUGGCCGAAAAACGGAAGACUGAGCAAUCCAAUCGUCUUAGUCUGAUUGCAACCAUUGCAAAUAUUAUGGGCUUGCGUGAUGUGAAAACCAUUCAGGAUAAAACCACUCUCUUCGACUUGGGCAUGGACUCCUUAAUGAGUACGGAGAUUAAACAGACGCUGGAGCGACACUUUGAUCUAGUUCUUUCUGCCCAGGAGAUUCGCCAGCUCACUUUUAGUGCCCUUAAGCAAAUUGACGCACAGGAGCCGGCAACACUGGCAACCGAGCCCACUGCCCCCGCCAAACAGCAUGCUGGACAAACGGCCAUCGCCCAAACUGAUGAAACCCGUAAGGUAUUCGCCAAGGAAGUAUUACCACAGCAGGUGCUCGUUCGACUGCAGACCAAGGCAACAAAAUCAAGCAGCGAGCCAGCUGUAUUUUUCCUAGCACCCAUCGAAGGGUUCACAAUAGCCGUGGAAACAUUGGCAGCCUCCCUCGCUUGUCCCGCCUAUGGGCUGCAGUGCACUGAUCAAGUGCCUCUGGACACAAUAGACGCCUGUGUUUCCUAUUAUCUAAGUCAGAUUCAAAAGCUGCAGCCACGAGGUCCCUACAACAUUGUCGGCUACUCCUACGGAUGUUUAUUGGCUCAUGCCAUAGGCGUGGCCUUGGAACAGCGUCGGUAUGGUGUCAAGGUUAUAAUGCUGGAUGGUGCUCCAACUAUGGCAAGUGGAUAUGUCCAGGAGGCGAAGAAGCAAACAGACGACCUCAACAAACAGCAAUCUAUGACGUUAGCCUACUUUGGAGCGCUACUGGCCGAUGUGGACUACAAUCAGUUGUUGCAAACGCUGGACGGUGUGGAUAACUGGACGUCUAAGCUUGACAAACUCGCGGAUACUUUAGCUUCGCACACACAACAAACCAAAGAAGUGAUCAAAAAAGCUGCAUGCAUGUUUAAGCAAAAGCUGUUGCUCUCCGAAAGCUACAAGGGUGCGAAGCAGCUGCGGAGUGAUGUCGUUCUCAUUAAAUCGGCCGAGCAUAAUGCCAUUAUGGCGCAGGACUAUGGCCUAAAGGAGAUCUGUAGCGCACAAAUCGAUAUGCAUGUAGUGGCGGGUACACAUCGCACAUUCCUUAAAGAGGCUCAAACAUUACAGAUAAUUGAGCGGGUGCUGUAUAAGCGACUUUAGUAGUCUCAUCUUAACAUACCUUAACAUAGAGUAAUCUUUAAUAAAUUAGCUUUAAAUUGUACUUAUGUAUAUAUGUAUGUAUGUAUGUUUGUAUGCAUGCAUACACGUUAGUUUUUUGUUUGUUUUCCUUUUCAUGCGCGUGCCCGUGCCUCGCGGAUUCUACGAUAAUUUAUAACCUCUAUGAACUGUUCAAUUUCAAAGUGCGUUCUGUACAGUGCUCAUAAGUGAUAACUUCUGCACUUCCACUUCAUAAUAAACAUUUAUCAACGAACUGA